This is a messenger RNA of Marasmius oreades (fairy-ring Marasmius), 1763 nucleotides long. RefSeq lists its product as uncharacterized. The transcript is spliced from 2 exons. The record is from RefSeq and is a predicted model, not a curated record. The coding region runs from base 34 to 1650 and encodes 538 amino acids. Lineage: Eukaryota; Fungi; Basidiomycota; Agaricomycetes; Agaricales; Marasmiaceae.
UUUAUCUUUCUGGUCAACCUUUUAAACCUGAUUAUGUUAGGGCCACACGGAAUCACAUCUCGCCCUCGCGAAGCCAGCGCUUCGCCGUCGGUCUCUCUCGAGAAAGGAAGAUAUCGGAUGCGCGUACCUUCACAACGUCUACUCCCCAUUAGACCUGCGACCCUUCGGAAUAGCGACCCUCGCUCUCGUCCCCAGAGCUCGACCCGAAACAAUGCCUUCUUCACAGCUCUCUUACUACUACUGGCAACAGGCUGCGUGGUUAGCUUUGGGAUCGCAUACUAUCUAUUUAGCACCAGGUGGGGAACUCCAGAUCUCCCUUCUAGUUCGAGUUCCACUGAUGAACCACCUCAACCUCAAGCCAUCGAAAUUGAAGCACCUCAAACCGCGUGUCCAAGUGUAAUUCCUGGCGAAAAGUUCCUUGUUUAUCACACUCAUAGCGGUUUUCAUAACCAACGCAUUGCUUUGGAGAACGCCAUUACCCUCUCUCAUUUGUUGAAUCGUACUUUAAUCAUGUCCCCUAUUCGUCUCGGCAAACCAAUACGUUAUUGCAACUUCCGUUCCCUAUACAAUCAUCUUCAACUCUCAGACAAAGUUGGCCUUGAACACUGUGCACGACUAUCCUCGGAUUCCUCCCUUCCUCCUGAAUGCUUUGUCUACUUCGACUACACGCAUAUUCCAUGGAGUUGGCUCGUGGAUUUUGCUAGCAUACAAUCACGCCAUAAAGUCCUAAUUCGAGGAAAUCACACUGAUCGAUGGGUUUACGGAUGUCUUGGGAUAGCAGAAUCGGAUGUCUUGACGCUUGAAGAGUCGAGCCGCUACCAAUACCGUUUCACCGACUCCCCAAACGCAGCUACAGGUCCUUCCGACAAAUUCUCUGAAACCGUCUCCAUACCCAAACUACGAGCUACCCAGGAGUCGCUUCUGCAUCUCGGGACGCUAUUUGGCACUUCUCGGCUUCUUCUCGAAGAUGAGGAAAGCGCUCGAAUCCGACGCAGAAUCAGGGAGGGUAUGACAUUCACGAAUCCCCUGCUCAUUGAGAUAUCGAGAUCUAUUGAAGAACUUCUAGGCAGUCACUUCAUUGGCGUGCACGUACGACUUGGCGAUGGAGGGUUCUUGGAGAGUGGAGAAGGCAAUACGCGUUCCAUCUGGUGGACACUGGUGCAUGAGGUACUCAAACUCACUGUGAAUGAUGCCAUUGCUCUCGAAGCUUCAAAGCCUCUCUACUCUUCACCACCCGUUCUUGCCCCCUACACAGUCAAUACAAAUCCUGCUUCACGCUUUAGUGCCCCUCGACUUCAAUGUUAUGAUCGACUACAUACUGUUUCGCAACUCAAUCCUUUGAACACACCGCUUUACUUGGCGACCGACGCCAGACACCCUCGAGAUGACCCUUCGCUCAUGAUCUUCUUCAAGACUUUCCCCUGCACUUUUACCCUUGCGGACAUGGUUGACCAGCUUGCCCCCUUGAAUGACCUCGUAAACGGUGCUGACGGCCUGAAGUUAAAGCCAUUUCUGUUACCAUUUGUUGAUGCGAUGGUGCUAAGCAGAGCGUGGAAUGUGGUAGGGACAACGUCUAGUACAUUCAGCGCAUUCGUUGUGGACGUGCUGUGGCCGAGAUUUCACGGUUUUGAUGUCAGGGAGAGAGGCUAAGGAUGUUGGGGCUUCUUUUAUAACCACACUUUUCUUGUCAUGUACAAAGUAUUCAUGGUUCUCGAAUCCGAUACACUACUGGUCCCUCGGGGACCUGAAGGAAUGUGGUUGCC